AUGGCAUCCAAAGUAUCAUAUGAGAACAAAGCAUAUAUCAAAACUGUGGUUACCCAACACUGGAAGAUGGAAUUUUUAGGAUCCCAUGCCUACUGGAACGAUUUUCAAGGAAAAGCCACAACACAUGCCUUUAUGCUUUAUGAUAAAAAUGAUACCAUUGUUGUGUCCUUCAGAGAUACUGAAACUUUUGCUGCAGAAUCAUGGAGUUCUAACGUUGAUCUCUCUUGGUAUGAGAUAGAUGGCAUCGGCAACAUUCAUGCCGGGUUCAUGAAGGCUCUAGGUUUACUAAGGGUCAAAGAUUGGCCCCAAGAUAUUAAUAACCAAACCGACAACCGCCCAGCGGCCUUAGCAUACUAUGCCAUCAGGGAAGAGUUAAGAGAAUUUAUAAGCAGAAACAAUAGAGCAAAAUCCAUAUUGACAGGCCAUAGUUUAGGUGAUGCAGUGGCUAUACUCUUUGCAGCGAUUUUGGCAUUUCAUGAGGAGACGGAGUUAUUGGAGAGGCUGGAGGGGGUUUACACAUUUGGCCAGCCCAGGGUAGGAGAUAAAAAGUCUGCAGAGUUCAUGACAAACAAGUUAAAAGAGAAUGCCAUUAAUUACGCUCGCUUUGUUUAUAGCAAUGAUGUUGUUGCUAGAUUGCCUUUUGAUAACUCUGAGCUCAUGUUCAAGCACUUUGGGCAGUGCCUACACUUCAACAGCUUCUAUAAAGCAAAGGUAGUUGCAGAAUUACCAAACAAAAACUACUUCUCACCAUUAGCGGCAAUACCCAUUAGGAUAAAUGCAGUUUGGCAACUGGCAAGAAGCUUUAAUUUAUGGCGCAUGAAGGGGAAGGAGUAUAGAGAAGGGGGGCUGAUGGGAGUGCUGAGGGCUAUUGGAUUAUGUCAACGCUACUCCCCUGGGAAUCACCCCCAGCAGAUUGUGAUGACUCUUCCUUUCCGACACAGUCUUCUUCCAACGGCUCUUCUGGGAGCAGCCAUCGACGAAGACGAGUCGUCUUCGUCAACCACCACUCCUAGGAAGGCCGCCCGAAGGAGAUCACAUAAGUCAUCUUUGUCGAUUACUGCUCCUGAAAGAGCCGCCCGAAGGAGAUCACAUCAGAGAGGAAGAGUCGUCGCCUAG
Molecule: messenger RNA, 1116 nt
Organism: Mangifera indica (mango)
Lineage: Eukaryota; Viridiplantae; Streptophyta; Magnoliopsida; Sapindales; Anacardiaceae
Product: triacylglycerol lipase OBL1-like
Exons: 5
Coding region: 1-1116 (371 amino acids)
Biological process (GO): lipid metabolic process
Molecular function (GO): triacylglycerol lipase activity
Source: RefSeq, a predicted model, not a curated record